Molecule: messenger RNA, 479 nt
Organism: Pelecanus crispus (Dalmatian pelican)
Lineage: Eukaryota; Metazoa; Chordata; Aves; Pelecaniformes; Pelecanidae
Source: RefSeq, a predicted model, not a curated record
GGCAUAUUCCCUUGUGGAUUCCAGUCAAGUUUCUACUUUCCUGAUUUCUAUUCUCCUCAUAGUCUACGGCAGUUUCAGGUCUCUUAACAUGGACUUUGAGAAUCAAGACAAAGAGAAAGACAAUAGCAGCGCAGCUGGGUCUUUUAAUGGCAACAGCACCAAUAACAGUAUUCAAACCAUUGAUUCUACCCAGGCGUUGUUCCUGCCAAUUGGAGCGUCUGUCUCUCUCCUAGUUAUGUUCUUCUUCUUUGAUUCAGUUCAAGUUGUCUUUACAAUAUGCACAGCAGUCCUUGCAACAAUAGCUUUCGCUUUCCUUCUGCUCCCGAUGUGCCAGUACUUAACACGGCCUUGUUCACCUCAAAACAAGAUUUCCUUUGGCUGCUGCGGGCGUUUCACUGCUGCUGAGUUGCUCUCAUUUUCUCUGUCUGUGAUGCUUGUCCUUAUCUGGGUCCUAACUGGCCACUGGCUCCUUAUGGACG